This is a messenger RNA of Acanthopagrus latus (yellowfin seabream), 2207 nucleotides long. Its product is annotated as zinc-binding protein A33. The transcript is spliced from 7 exons. Gene Ontology annotation, molecular function: protein binding. NCBI's taxonomy places the organism in Eukaryota, Metazoa, Chordata, Actinopteri, Spariformes, Sparidae. The record is from RefSeq and is a predicted model, not a curated record. The coding region runs from base 240 to 1328 and encodes 362 amino acids.
AGACACUGGCGGACAAAAAUAGACUCUUAUGUGUCGGCUGCCAUAAAUCGCUGCUCCCAGCCUACCAACCAACCAGCCAGCCUGCCAGCAAGCCCUCCUGGCAACUACAGUCAUCUGCACUCCUCCUUUCCCUCCUCUAUACCUUUAUUGGAUCCAUAUAUCCUCAAGUCAGGCUGUGGAUACUGAUCUGUGCCUGUCAAUACCUUUUCUCUAGUUCAUUUUCUGCUUGGACAACUGGAAUGUACCGAAACCACGCCAAAGACACCAACAACAACUGCAAUAAACAGCUUCUCGGCGAUUACAAGGAAAAGCUUAUCCAGGCUAUUAAAAGAAUCAAGCACGAGGUAGAUGAGUGCAGAGAGGCAGAGAGAGAGACGUACAUAGAGUCAGUGGAAGUAGAGAGCAGUUUUGAUGCCUUGGAACGAGAAAUCAGGGCCGAGUUUGAGAACCUCCAUCGUUUCCUGGAUGAGGAGGAGUGUAAGGACCUGGAGCGACUGCAGAGGGAGAGACAGAAACAACUGAAGCAGCUGAAGGAAAGAGAGAAGAAAAUAGCCGGCCAAGGGAGGGACCUGGAGAGAGCCAUCACGGUGCUCAACAGCAAACUGACAGAGGAGGACAGUCCGAAACUGCUCAAAGAAAUUCAAGAUCUCGUAAAAAGGUCUCAGGUCAGCUUUGUUCCUCCAGCAGAGGUGGACACCGAGGUGCGCGCCGGUCAGUUUGUGGGGCCCAUACAGUACAGGAUAUGGAAGCACAUGAAAAGCUGCCUUUACCCGAAUAUUACAUCAGUGACCUUUGACCCUGACACUGCCCAUCCUAAUCUGUCCCUGUCCGAGUCGUGCACCUCGGUGUGGUUUGAGGAGGAUAAGGACACGAAGGAUUGCCAGCCCAACCCACGGCGCUUCCAUUACUAUUACUGUGUGUUUGGCCGUCAGGGCUUCACCACAGGGAGACACUACUGGGAGGUGGAGGUGGGGCAUAAGACAGCAUGGAGGUUGGGAGUGGCACAAGAUGACGUUCCAAGAGGUGAGACCACUGCUACUGGCACCUCCGGUGGCCACUGGACCCUGGCCCUGAAGGGCGGAUCUAUCAUCGCCUGCACCGACCCGAAGCCCACCAAGGUCACCGUAUCUGUUCGUCUUGCCCGCAUCGGUGUGUUCUUAGACUGUGAAAAGGAGGAGGUGUCUUUCUAUAAUGCUAUUACCAUGGCGCCAAUCUAUACGUUCACGAUGGGAACAGUCAUGGUUCCUCUGUUCCCCUUCUAUAAUCCAUGCGACACAGACGAUGGGAAUAACACGGCAGCACUUAAGAUCUUUAGCCCUUCGCUAUGAUAGUGGAUUGUUGUCAACAACAACAAGAGAUUUCUAAUACGAAUCUUCUAUUUGUCUUAUUGUCACACUUCAAACUGAAACUAUUGGCUAAACAAGUGGGUAUUUGAACUAGCUGCAUUCAAACACGUAUCAGAGUAUCCACACACACACACACACACACACACACACACACACACACACACACACACACACACACAACCUCACAAACACUUGACUGUUUCAGUCAUGUUACAUAAAUCAGUUUAGAAGUUAGGCCACUCCCACUGGCAUGCCCACUUUUAGUGUGUUGGCAUGAGCACACACACGCGCGCCCUUGACCUCCCUGCCAAGUUACAGCCUGCUAUAGGGCAAAAACUGUGGCUGACAUUUUUGUGGACUGACCUACUGAGCUGCUAAAUUUAAUUAAUUAAUUGUCGACGCUUUGGAUAAUCAAAUAAAGGGGUUCUGUGGAACUUCUGCGUUGUGCCUUUUCAGGGAAAAAUGUCAUACAUUCGCUAGUUCCAGCUUUUCUAACUGAAAGAUUAACUGCUUUUCUUUUAAUCUGUUGAAAUAAACCAAAUAUUUUUGGGUUUGGAACAAAACAAGACAUUUGAAGACAUUGCCUCCGAAUCUGGGGAAGUCAUGAUGAACAUUUUUCAUCAUUUUCUUUUGUUAUAGACAAAACAAUUGAUAAAAAAAAAAAUUGACAAUAUUUUAGAUAAUAAUAAUGGUUAGUUUCUCCCUUAUUAUUAUACAAUGUUUUUUAUAAUCUGCAGAAAAGGUGUUGUAAAUAGAGAAAGUCUACAUUAAAUACAUUUGUUUUGAUGUUCUAGUACUGGAAUUGCUUGAAUGAUUUAAAGUUUGAGGAAAUAAAUGUGGUGAAACAUGAUGCUUCAAAUA